Messenger RNA from Capsicum annuum, 1479 nucleotides. Its product is annotated as transcription termination factor MTERF5, chloroplastic. Gene Ontology annotation, molecular function: double-stranded DNA binding. The coding region runs from base 89 to 1351 and encodes 420 amino acids. The record is from RefSeq and is a predicted model, not a curated record. The transcript is spliced from 2 exons. Gene Ontology annotation, cellular component: chloroplast. Gene Ontology annotation, biological process: regulation of DNA-templated transcription; chloroplast organization. Lineage: Eukaryota; Viridiplantae; Streptophyta; Magnoliopsida; Solanales; Solanaceae.
AGAUAAAGAUUAUAACGAAAUAAUUAUAUGACAACGUCAGCAAAACUCCAACCGAAGGUGGUUGUUACUGUGGAAUGUUGGAAAGGAAAUGCUUAUCAAACUGGGAGGCAAAGCGUAUCCACUCACUGUUCCAUGUAUCACUCCAAUGGCUUUAAAGGCCUCCUUUCCUCCCACACUUCCUGUUGUCAACAUCUCUAUUCAUCAACUGCAGCCCCUGCUGCCCCGACACAUUUCCUGCUUCAUUCUCUCGGAUUCUCCCAACAAGAAGCAACCUCUACAUCUUCUAAGAUGUCACUGUCUCUGCUCAUCAACGACACCAAUAGCUGGUCCGACCCAUUUAUUGGAGAAGUACCUGGUUGAUUCUCUGGGAUUCUCCAAUCAAGAAGCUGCCUCUAUUUCUUCCAAGGUGAAUUCACGUAAAAAAUUCAAGAAUCCUGAUUCAAUCAUUUUCUUGAAACAAACUGGUUUUGACAACACCCAGCUGAAAAAGAUGGUUUCUAAAGUACCCAAUUUACUAUUCCGUACUGUUACCAAAAACAUAAAGCCCAAAUUCCAGUGCCUUAUCGAUCUUGGCUUAUCCCAGGCGGACCUGAUCAGUGUAAUUACUAGAAAUACAGCUAUUGUUGACAGAAGUUUAGAUACUCAUUUGAGACCUACCAUUGAUUCUCUUAGGAGAAUUUUUGGUAGUGAUGAUAAUGUUGUGAAGGCUAUAAAGAGAUCUCCUUGGUUGCUUACUUUUGGUGCUCAUCAUCAUAUUACGGAGACUAAUAUAUUGUUGUUGAAAAACUCUGGUGUUCCUGAUGACAGAAUAAUAAAAAUGUUGCUUAGAAUUCCUAGCUCUUUUGCACAAAAUCCUGAGAGUAUUAAGGGUUUGUUGGAUAGGGUGGAGAAUGAUUUUGGAGUUCCAUGUGACUCCCCUAUGUUUCAGCAUGGAUUUCAAGUGUUAAACGGGCAAAAGAAGUUUAUGUUGGAUAGGAAGAUUGGAAUUUUCAAGAGUUUUGGAUGGUCUGAUGAUGAGAUACUCGACAUGUUCCGGAAGCAACCUUAUUGUGUUUCCCUCUCAGAAGUUAGAAUUCAGAAAACACUGAAUCUUUUCAUGAAGGAGCUUGGUUUAGAACCUGCUUACUUGGCAUCGCAUCCUUCAAUAUUGAUGUAUAGUCUGGAGAAAAGGGUGGUACCUCGGAUGCAAGUCUUGAAAAUUUUGGACGAAAAGAAGCUUGAGAGGAGAAAGUUGGGUCUGUGUACUGUUAUGAAUCUAACAGAGGAAAAGUUCAUAGAUUAUUUUGUGCUUCCCUACAAGGAUAAGGCACCUGAUUUGUAUGAACAGCUUAAGGAAAUUGUGGCUCCUUAGUAGAUUUUGUUGAUAGCUAAUUCCCUUUGGCUGUUACCAGCAAGUUUGUUCCAGAAGACAGUACGUCAAAUACUUGUUCUUCUACAACAUUGGCUUAUAUGAUACAACGGUCUGAUGUUCUUCUCUCU